This is a messenger RNA of Zerene cesonia (dogface butterfly), 536 nucleotides long. It is a transcript of the gene RpS12, whose product is annotated as 40S ribosomal protein S12. The record is from RefSeq and is a predicted model, not a curated record. Gene Ontology annotation, molecular function: structural constituent of ribosome. Gene Ontology annotation, biological process: translation. The coding region runs from base 79 to 498 and encodes 139 amino acids. The transcript is spliced from 6 exons. Gene Ontology annotation, cellular component: cytosolic small ribosomal subunit; ribosome. Lineage: Eukaryota; Metazoa; Arthropoda; Insecta; Lepidoptera; Pieridae.
UGUCAAUUUCUAAUGUUUACAAAAAAUGGCAACCCCAGUCUUUUUCCGGUGCGCAAGGCAAUAUAAGUACAUAAAACCAUGGCUGAUGUCGAUGUUGAAGUACCAAGCAACCCCGUCCUGAGCGGUGGUGCUAUGGAUGUGAACACAGCUCUCCAAGAAGUAUUAAAGACAGCCCUCAUUCACGGUGGUCUCGUACAUGGGCUCCAUGAAGCCGCCAAAGCUCUCGACAAGAGACAAGCUGUACUCUGUGUUUUGGCUGAGAACUGCGAUGAGGAUGCAUACAAGAAAUUGGUACAGGCCCUCUGCAAUGAGCACCAGAUCCCACUUGUAAAGGUUGACAACAACAAGAAGCUCGGUGAAUGGGCGGGAUUAUGCAAAAUCGACAAAGAUGGCAAAGCGAGAAAAAUUGUCGGAUGCUCUUGUGUGGUAAUCAAAGACUUCGGUGAAGAAACUCCCGCGUUAGAUGUGCUUAAGGACUACUUGAAGUCUUCAAGCUAAUCUUUAGGUGUAAUGAUUUAAAUAAAAUCCCAAAAAAA